Messenger RNA from Ylistrum balloti, 3387 nucleotides. RefSeq names its product peroxisomal ATPase PEX6-like. Gene Ontology annotation, cellular component: cytosol; peroxisomal membrane. Lineage: Eukaryota; Metazoa; Mollusca; Bivalvia; Pectinida; Pectinidae. The coding region runs from base 1 to 3375 and encodes 1124 amino acids. Gene Ontology annotation, biological process: protein import into peroxisome matrix. The transcript is spliced from 20 exons. The record is from RefSeq and is a predicted model, not a curated record. Gene Ontology annotation, molecular function: ATP hydrolysis activity; ATP binding.
AUGAAAGUCCAAAGGAGACAGCUAGCACGAUUUCAAAUCGAAGAACCUAGUUCAACUAGUCACCCUUUACACCUGUCCAUCAGCGAAAAGGAUGCUGAUACUUUAGGAAUAACAACAAAAGAAGACUCUCAAUCAUUGUUUCUCUCCGUGUGUUAUAAGAGGUCAUCUGAUCUCGAUUACAGUUUCAGCAGCUCUUUUCCCGUCACUCCGUCCUCUGGGGGUCAGAUUAGUGUCAGUACCUCCCCUAGUGGGAGCCUUCCGUUCCCUCCAUCUUGUUCAUUUGACCUCCAUCAAGAGUCUAUCAAUGUAUGUUGUGAUCAGGAAUGGCUGGAUAUUGCUGUGUGCGUUUGGAUAAGAAAAGAGCAGGGUGAUAUUGUUGACAGAAAGUUGAAACCAGAAUCUAGUGACUUUAUAGUUUUAACUGGGACUCCAGACUUUUUAGCACAUUACCAGAUUGCUGCAGAAGAUGAUUUGUUCAUCAGACCAGUUAAAAUAUACCCAGUUCAGAAAAUUGUUAUUGGUGUGUCAAAUUUCAAUGCAUAUCGCUGGCUGCAGAGAGUUAACUUUUGUACAGGACUGUUGGUGGAAGUGUGUCUACACCCCAUACUGGUCAGGGAGAAUGACAUCUUCUUGGCUCCAUACUCUAAACUUUUCCUAAGUGACUCAGAAUUUGAUCCUUCAUUCUAUUUUGAUAUGCAGGUUUUAGAAUGCUGUCCUCUUAGGGUUGGGAGAAUCACAGUGAAUACUGAGAUAAUAAUCUCAUUCAUUGAUCAAGAUGUCAACAGGAAGAGUGCUGAGUUUCAGUUGGAUAGUCCAACAAAGGCUAUGGCCUCUAAAAGUGUUGACCAAUACCUAAUAUCAGACUUUUGUCAGGCUAUGCGACCAGACUCGCUGACACUCAAUGCUAAAACUAUUGGUGUCCAGAAAUCUUCAACACAACCCCUUUACAUAUCUUUUAACUACCAAGUAGUACAGCAACACAUCCUCUGGAAACGACUUUUGAUAAAACCACAACAAAAAGUGACUUUUGAUCCUCUUUACUACAUAGGUAUGACCAAACAAACAAUGUUGCAGCACGGAUUCUUUGAAGAAAGCCUUGUCCGUGUAUCACUAGACGAUACAACUCAGCCAUUUACAGUACCAUUUAGACUUGGUUUGGUCAAGUGUAUAACAGAGUCUCUAGAAAAUACUAACAAAGUGUUCAUUUCACCUCUGAUGUUGUUCAAUCUGCAAAUGACCUGUGCCAAACCUCAUGGCAUUAUUGGACCCAUUAGGAUAGAGAAAUAUCAUUAUGACCUGGAUCAGCAUGAUGUUGACUCUGGAACAACAAGUUCAUCCUGGAGCAGUAAGAUUCCAUUAGCAAGAGAAGUACAGAUCUCCAUAGUAAUCAGUCCAUACUACAGUCCAAGGGCCAUUCACACUGAGGCUAUCAAGGCCUACUUCACUGUGCCAAGGCUGAUGACGAAAGGUGACAUUAUACCAAUUCGAAGUACAGAUGACCCAGAAUUCACCUCCAUCGGUAUGGAGUCUGACCGGAGGAACCCUGUAGUUUUCUUUAAAGUUGUGAAGAUUGAUGGACCUGAUGUCUCUCUACCAUGUUACCUUUGUGAUAGUGGUUCUACCAGACUUAUACAGGUUGGGUCUGUACACAGUUAUAUUCCAGUAACCGCCACGUCGUACCUAUCCAGGAAUCCUCUUACUUACUGGGAACAGACGUAUCUGUUCGGGCUCAACAAAUAUGCUGACCGCAUGGAGGAGCUAAUUAGACCCUUACUCCACAAUAGCAUUUCAAGUCCCCAUCUGAAAGAUGUCUUGAGAUCAAUAAUGCUGAUUGGUCCCUCUGGAUGUGGAAAGACCACUAUGGCAACUGCUGUUGCUAGGCGACUGAAUCUUCACAUGUUUAAGGUAAAUUGUCACAGAUUAUAUGGGGAAUCUGCUCGAGUGAUGGAAGCCCGCAUCAAAGAUGUUUUCACUGCAGCCAGUAACUUCUCACCUUGUAUAAUGUACCUCCAUAGUAUACACGCCCUGGGGAAGGACAAGGAGAGGAACACAGACGAUCCACGUGUGGCCAGCAGUUUUCAGCUGUGUUUACGUCAACAACGGAGGGAACUGUUGGAAUAUCCAGUCAUUGUGAUUGGAUCCACUCAUUCACCUAACAUGCUCGCAGCAGAUGUAAGAGAAUCCUUCUUGCAUGAAAUACAGAUUGAGGCACCAAAUGAGGAAGAACGGUCUGAGAUAUUGGAUGGACUUCUACAAAAUGUGAACUACUCCGGGGAUCUUUCAGGACAAUAUCUCGCUCAGAGAACAGCGGGUUUUGUAUUAGGAGAUAUGGCUGCACUGAUUUCUCAUGCCAAACAGGAUGCCUACGAGAAAGUGUGCAAACUGUGUGGUGAUGGCCGCCGUCUGCUCUCAUAUGAUGAAGAGGAAGAUUUAUCAAUGGCAGGGGUAGUGGUUCAACAAGAAAAUUUUGUGUCUGCCUUAGACAAACUUCAGGAAGCACAUUCAGACACCAUUGGAGCCCCAAAGAUUCCAAACGUAACAUGGGCUGAUGUUGGUGGCCUGAGUGAUGUCAAAUCGGAAAUCUUAGACACUGUACAACUCCCUCUACAGUAUCCAGAACUGCUAGCUGCAGGACUGCGACGAUCAGGUGUGUUAUUAUACGGCCCACCAGGGACAGGAAAGACUUUACUGGCGAAAGCUGUGGCCACAGAGUGUUCACUUAACUUCCUCAGUGUAAAGGGACCAGAACUGAUCAACAUGUAUGUCGGGCAGAGUGAACAGAAUGUUAGAGAAGUGUUCCAUCGUGCCAGAAGUGCCACACCAUGUGUUAUAUUUUUUGAUGAGCUUGACUCCCUUGCACCCAACCGAGGGAAGAGUGGUGAUUCUGGAGGGGUCAUGGACAGGGUUGUGUCUCAAUUGUUGGCUGAGUUAGAUGGCCUUCACAAGUCAUGUGAUGUGUUUGUGAUAGGAGCAACCAAUAGGCCUGACUUACUAGACCCUGCACUACUACGACCUGGCAGGUUCGACAAACUGCUGUACCUGGGUGUCAGUGACAAUAAAGACUCCCAAGUCCGAGUGAUGAAGGCCCUCACAAGAAAAUUCAGUCUUGCAGAGGACUGUGAUUUAUCUGAUGUAGUAGAUGAAUGUCCCAAAAAUUUAACUGGUGCUGACUUUUAUGCCCUGUGCUCUGAUGCCAUGCUGAAUGCCAUUAAAGGACGAAUACAGAAGCUGGAAACAGGAGAAACCACUGACCAGAAAAAUGUGAAGGUGUCCAAGCAAGAUUUUCUAGAUGCUCUCUCAGCUUUAACUCCUUCUCUGUCAGAGCAGGAACUUGACCACUACCAACAGUUACAGCAGGAGUUUAAUAAACAGUGAGGGCUUAGUUUG